Messenger RNA from Rhodotorula toruloides NP11, 3945 nucleotides. RefSeq names its product Rho GTPase-activating protein. Bases 1 to 3945 code for a protein of 1314 amino acids. Gene Ontology annotation, biological process: activation of GTPase activity; signal transduction; regulation of fungal-type cell wall organization. Gene Ontology annotation, molecular function: GTPase activator activity. Lineage: Eukaryota; Fungi; Basidiomycota; Microbotryomycetes; Sporidiobolales; Sporidiobolaceae. Gene Ontology annotation, cellular component: cell cortex. The record is from RefSeq and is a predicted model, not a curated record. The transcript is spliced from 6 exons.
AUGUCACUCUCCUCUCCUCCUCAGCCAGCCACCCAUUUCGGACUCGCAACGCAGCUCCGCACGCCGCCGCUGGACGGCGCCUCGUACAGUCCGGCGUCGACACACAGCUCGCAGGCGAAGAAGCUCACGCCGGCGAUGCGGGCAGAGGGGAGGGACGGAUCUCCGCGACUGUUUACCGUUCCGCAGUGGAGCGCGAAAGACUCGCCCCGGUCGGCCUACUCUGCCAGCACAGACGGUCCUUACGGUAGCUUGGACAUGGCGAGGGCAGACAGUCGGGGAGUGAUGAGCGACGUGGGAUACGAGCCGCUCAGCCCGACCUCGAAGGGACACUCGCGAACGCAGUCGUCGCCGCUUAACGGGUUCAAGGCGGACGGUUCGCCGACGAUGCAACGACUCUAUCGACCAGAGUCGCCCACAUCCGCCACUCCCCCUACGCCCCAGCAAGUCCACAUCCCUUCCGAAGUGACGGCGACCGGCGCACCCAUCUUCAACAAGGUCGACUUCAGCUUCGGCUCCCAGCCGCCUCUCGAUCUCGGUAUCACACUCACCUCGCCGUCCUACUCGACAUACAAGGCGACGAGCACGCCUCUCGCCAGGUCCGCCUCGGCAGAUGCCGUCCACACACCUCCUCUCCCUCCCGCCUCGAAAGACGACGUCCCCGGCACCCCUUACGCCGCUGAAGUGCGAGUCAGUGUCGCGCAGAGGGUCGAGAAGGCUCCCUCGUUCCGCAAGGCGUCGCUUGCCAAGCUGAAUGCAGAGCGACCUGCGAGCGGACCUCUCUUCGAAGACUACCGCCGACCAAGCAGCGCAACGACGGGGUCCGGUUCUUCGUCCGUUCGAAAUGGCUCGCAGGACCUCAGCGUGCCUCGACUGCGACCACCUCGUGCAUCCUCGCCAGGCGGAACAAACCGUCCUGUCGGUCAAGGCCUCCGCUCUUCCUACGCCGGGUCGAGCAUCUCAGACAGCGGCGUCGCGACUGCCAGCCUCUUCCGUCGCGCCUCGUCCGUCUACGUACCGAACUCGCCAGGCGGCUUGACAGCAGUUGCCGUCACCUCCGUCGGCGCAGGACCCGGCAGCCAGAAGAUCACGCCUGGCGCCAAACUCCCACUCAAUCUCCUCACCCUCUCGCGACGAACGGCGCACGUCUCGGACGUACCAGGCUAUGCGUGGCGGUUGAACCUACUCGAGAAGCUCGAGCUCAUCAUGGGUUCGUUCUUGCGGAUUGAGGACGCCGAGGCGAUUCUCUCCAUCGGCAACUCGUCGGAGAAGAAGAAGAAGCGGAGCGAGUCGCGCAAGUCGCAAAUCGGCAUGCCCACACCGUCCUCGGAUUCGCUGCGGCAGCCAGAGGAGAGUGCGAAGAAGGUGCCCGAGCCGAAGACGUUCUUCAGUCGCAUGAAGCGUGUCUUGAGCGUACAGGGUCCUCCAACACGAGAAUCGCCUUCCAGCUCAAACGCCGCCAAGAAGGUCGUCUUCGGCGCGCCCCUCGCGCAGGUUGCCGAGUACGGCUUCGUCACGUCGAUGAUUGCGGGUCAGCGGCACGACCUGCCAGGCGUCUGCUUCAGCACAGUCGAGGAGAUCUACCGACGGGGCCAGGGGUCGAAAGUGCCGGGACUGAUGCAGCUGCAAGGCGAGCCCGGACGAAUCGCCAAGCUUGUUCAGAUCUACAAUACUCCGCCCGACUACGGCGAGCACCACGACCUGUCGAUCGAGUCCAUCCACAACGUUACCUCCCUCCUGAAGCGCUACCUCCGCGACCUUCCUGAACCCGUUCUCGACCAGCGGCUGUGGCGCCUCUUCCAGGUUGCGUGUGUCGACUCGACCAACUCGCUCAAGGCUCGCAUCGCCUCCGCCCAGAUCAUCCUUCGCCUUCUCCCGACCCCGAACUUCAGCCUGCUCGUCUACCUCGUCGCCUUCCUCUCGCAGAUGCCGCUUUUCCCGGAAAACAAGCUUUCGCUCGCGACGGUCUCUGGCAUCUUCGGCGCCAUGAUCAUGGCGCCGCGCCCGGCGCCGCAGAAGAAGCCCGCCAAGGGCGAGAUGGUCAUCAGCGGACCGGGCGAGUCGGUCGAGUCUGCGGGCGCGACGGCCAAGAAGGGGGAGGUGGCGCUGCGCUGGCUGCUCGAGCACUGGAGCUCGGUCGCCGACGGUCUCCUCGACGCCGACUUCGAUAUCGACCCUGCGACGAUCGUCGACAAUGCGGACGAAGCAUCGCCGGAUCGCAGCGAGAAAACGUCGUUGCUCGCACCGACGCUCGACGUCAUUGUCCCGCAGGGCGAGCUGCACAUCCAGCAGCCCGCUGCGCAGGAGGAAACAGCGCCGCUCGCUCCGCCCAUCCAGCUUCCUCGCGACGCUCCCGCCCCUCCCGUCCACGAGCAAGCCUGGUCGCAGCGCCAGCCGUUCUCGCCGGUCGUCGAGCAGCACACCGCCGAGCUGGAUUCCAUUCCUCGCUUCGAGGACGUCAGCAAGACGUACAACUCGCAGCCAUCCACGCCUGUCGCCCAGGACGACACGCCUCUCCAUUCGGAGGUCCAGCGACUCGGCUCGGAGCGAUCAGGCUCGUCUGCGCACUCGCAUGCGUCACCUCGUCUUGACCCGCUUGCGGCUGCGGCGUUCGCAACCCCGAAGAGUCCGUCCAUCUACCAGGAGGAGUCUGGUCCGCCUACACCGCAGAAGGAGAUCCAGCAGCCACAUUUCCCUUCGAUCGCGGCCGUGCUGCCGUCGCAGCCGGAAGAGGAUGAAUUGGAGCGGGAAGAGCGCCCGCCUGUCGCGCAGCAGGACGAGGAGGAAGAGCAUGGCAGCCCGCACGAUUCGACGGAUGAGCCGCCGCGACUUUCGUCUACGCACUCUUCCGCCUCGAGCGAGCACAGUGUCUCCAUCAAGACUCCUCCGCAGUCGGCCCUGACGCACGAAGCGGGCGUAAACGGUCACUCCAAGACAUUCGACGCCGACUCGCGACCCAUCUCGAUGCGCGAUACGAGCGUUCUCGACGACGUUGUCGAUUUCGAUGAGACGUCCGUCUACUCCUUCCCUGCCCCGCCCAUUUCCCCUACUUCAGCGACCCGCCCAUCUCCCUUCCUCAUCCCUUCGCCUUUCCUCAGUCAAGCCGAGCUAGACGCAGCCAGGGCCGCCGAGCAUGCGAAGGAGGUGCAGUCGAUGCCGCCCCCGCCAAACGCUGCCAACUACGCCAACAGAAGUGGCCCGUCUGAGUCUGAGUCGGCAAAGCAGAUUGCUUCUCCAUUGCAGCAUCGCUCGAGGCCGUCCGUCGAGGAGAAGGCGCUCGUGCUCCCCCCUUCACGCGAGGUGGUCAAGGCGGAGCCAGGUCCCCCUCUCGAUGAGGAAGAUGACGAUGCGCCUCCGCCUCUCCCUCAGAAGUCGCCUACUCCCAACGGCAUCGGCAUCAACGGCCUUCCAUCGUCCCGCACCUCUUCAACCCUCCGCCUGUCCGACCACGAGUCGCUCGAGCGGGUGGGCGCAGAGGCCAGCCCAUCCAAGGCGAAUCCUGGUCGCGCAUCAGCAUCGCUGCUUCGCACGGUCGACGAGCAGCUCCGCGAGACCCAGCAACUCGUCGAGAAGCAGCGGCAGGAGGUUCAGUCGCUGUGGCAGCAGCUCACGGACCUCGAGCUUGAGCGGACGGCGGAGCGCGCCGAGAUGAUCGACCUCAGGCAAGAGGUUGAGAGCUUCAAGGAGCGCAUGACGAAGCGGUUGAGUCGCAGCCUGAACGAGCAGGAGAAGAAGAAGCUCGAAACGGCGGAGCACAAGGCGAGGGACUCGGAGGCUCGAGUGCGUGUGGCGCAGGAGGAGGCGAGGCGCGCUCGCGAAGAGUUGGCGCGGGUUGAGGAGAAGCGGCGGAAGGAGCAGGCGGAUGCGAAGAGCCAGAUUGAGGCGCUCGAGGCGCAACUUGGUUCCAUCCGCGCCGUCCUGCUUGGCGGAGCUGGCCUGAAGAUCUAG